AUUCCCUCACCUUCCGUACAUUCACAUACACAUUCACAUUCUCUCUCUCACUCACACACAAACCCACACACACACAUACUACUGUAUAUUCUUAUUCUGUGUAUUUCUUUCUUUUGUGAAUUGUGAACAAAGAAAGAUUUGGAAGAAAAAUGACAGACACCACAGACGACAUAGCGGAGGAAAUAUCGUUCCAGAGCUUCGACGAUGACUGCAAAUUACUAUGUAGUCUGCUAAACGACGUGUUACAGAGAGAGGUUGGUACUAAAUUCAUGGACAAGCUUGAGAGGGACCGUACUCUUGCUCAGAGUGCUUGUAACUUGAGGAUGGCUGGUGUUGAAGACACUGCUCAGCUUUUGGAUAACCAGUUGGCUUCUGAGAUUUCCAAUAUGACUCUGGAAGAAGCUUUCACACUUGCUCGUGCUUUCAGUCAUUAUCUUAAUCUCAUGGGUAUUGCCGAAACCCAUCAUAGAGUUCGUAAGGCUCGAAAUGUCGCGCCUUUGUCUAAAUCUUGUGACGACAUUUUUAAUCAGCUUGUGCAGGGUGGAGUGACCCCAGAUGAGCUUUAUCAAACUGUUUGCAAACAGGAGGUGGAAAUUGUUCUUACUGCACAUCCUACACAAAUUAAUCGUCGUACUUUACAAUACAAGCACAUUAGAAUUGCUCAUCUUUUAGACUACAACGACCGACCUGAUCUGGGUGUUGAAGAUAGAGAAAUGCUGAUUGAAGAUCUGAUGAGAGAGAUAACAUCAAUCUGGCAGACAGACGAGCUUAGGCGCCACCAACCUACACCGGUUGAUGAAGCUAGGGCUGGCCUGAACAUUGUGGAGCAAUCCCUUUGGAAAGCUGUACCUCAUUAUUUACGUCGUGUCAGCAAUGCUCUAAAGAAGCAUACCGGAAGGCCUCUUCCAUUAACUUGCACCCCUAUAAAGUUUGGGUCUUGGAUGGGGGGUGAUAGAGAUGGAAAUCCAAAUGUAACUGCAAAGGUCACAAGAGAUGUAUCUCUUUUAUCUCGGUGGAUGGCGAUUGACCUCUACAUUCGUGAAGUUGACAGCCUCAGAUUUGAACUAUCCAUGAAUCGGUGUAGUGAUCGAUUGUCAAAACUGGCAAAUGAAAUUCUAGAAGAAACUUCAUCUGAUGAUCGGCAUGAAAGUUGGAAUCAAUCUCUGAGCAGAAGUCAAAUGAAGCUUCAUAGCCAACAAGCUCCAGCCCUUCCAACUCAACUUCCACCUAGAGCUGAUCUACCCUCUUGCACCGAAUGCAGUGAUGGUGGAUCUCAGUAUCCUAGACUAGUAUUGCCCGGCACCGAUUACAAGCUGUUGAAUCGUCAGGAUGGUCAGGGUUCUAGUUUGGAUUCUUCGUUUCAGAAUUCGAGUCCUAAUCUGCGCAUGUCAUUACCAAAUGGAAAUCCUGCUAAUUCUAGCAGUGCACAUUCUGUUGUGACACCACGAUCCACUUCUUUUAACUCUAGCCAACUCCUUGCUCAGAGGAAAAUAUUUGCAGAAUCACAGAUGGGCAGGUCCAGCUUCCAGAAGCUUUUAGAACCAAGAGCCUCUCAAAGUCCUGGAAUUGCUCCUUAUAGAGUUGUUCUUGGAAAUGUAAAAGAUAAGCUUAUGAAGACACAAAGACGUUUGGAGCUUCUUCUUGAGGAUCUUCCUUGUGAAUAUGAUCCAUGGGACUACUAUGAAACCUCAGAUCAAAUUUUAGAACCUCUGCUUCUGUGUUAUGACUCUUUGCAAUCAUGUGGAUCUGGGAUGCUAGCUGAUGGUCGGUUUGCUGACCUAAUCCGAAGAGUUACUACUUUUGGGAUGGGAUUGAUGAAGCUCGACUUGCGUCAGGAAUCUGGUAGACAUGCUGAUACAUUAGAUGCAAUUAUCAGAUAUUUGGAUAUGGGCACAUAUAGUGAGUGGGAUGAAGAAAAGAAACUGGAAUUUUUAACUAAAGAGCUGAAAGGAAAGAGGCCACUAGUUCCCUCAAGUAUUGAGGUUGCUCCAGAUGUUAAAGAAGUCCUGGACACAUUCCGUGUAGCUGCUGAGCUAGGGAGUGAUUCACUUGGAGCCUAUGUGAUUUCUAUGGCUUCAAAUGCAAGUGAUGUCCUUGCCGUUGAGCUGCUGCAGAAAGAUGCAAGACUUGCUGUAAGUGGGGAAUUGGGAAGACCUUGUCCUGGUGGAACGCUGCGGGUGGUUCCUUUAUUUGAAACUGUGAAGGACUUGAGAGCUGCUGGAUCGGUUAUUAGGAAAUUAUUAUCAAUCAAUUGGUACCGUGAACACAUCAUAAAGAAUCAUAACGGUCAUCAAGAGGUUAUGGUUGGUUACUCUGAUUCUGGUAAAGAUGCUGGGCGUUUCACUGCGGCAUGGGAACUUUACAAAGCCCAAGAAGAUGUUGUGGCAGCAUGCAAUGAGUAUGGUAUUAAAGUUACUCUCUUUCAUGGGCGUGGAGGGAGUAUCGGUCGUGGUGGUGGCCCAACAUAUCUUGCCAUUCAAUCCCAACCACCUGGCUCUGUAAUGGGUAGUCUUCGGUCAACUGAGCAAGGAGAAAUGGUACAGGCUAAGUUUGGGCUGCCACAGACAGCUGUUAGACAGCUGGAGAUAUACACAACAGCUGUGCUGCUUGCAACCCUACGCCCCCCACAGCCACCUCGAGAAGAAAAAUGGAGAAAUCUGAUGGAGGAGAUGUCAAAAAUUAGUUGCCAGAAUUAUCGAAGUGUAGUGUAUGAAAAUCCAGAAUUCCUUGCCUAUUUCCAUGAGGCUACACCUCAAGCUGAGCUUGGUUUCCUAAACAUAGGAAGCCGUCCAACAAGAAGAAAGAGCUCUACAGGUAUUGGACAUCUUCGUGCCAUACCAUGGGUUUUUGCAUGGACCCAAACCAGAUUCGUUCUUCCAGCUUGGCUUGGAGUUGGUGCAGGGCUGCAGGGUGUUUGUGAGAAGGGCCAUACUGAUGACCUAAAAGCAAUGUACAAAGAAUGGCCUUUCUUCCAAUCUACCAUAGACCUUAUAGAGAUGGUUUUAGGGAAAGCAGACAUUCCUAUAGCCAAGCACUAUGAUGAAGUCCUUGUGUCGGAGAGUAGGCGAGAACUUGGUUCCAAACUAAGGAGGGAGCUUUUGGCAGCAGGGAAGUACGUGCUGGUGAUUAGUGGGCAUGAAAAACUGUCUGAGAAUAAUCGGAUCUUGAGGAGGCUGAUAGAGAGCAGACUUCCCUAUCUCAAUCCCAUAAACAUGUUGCAGGUGGAGAUACUAAAAAGGUUGAGAUGUGAUGAUGCUAAUCAUAAACUAAGAGAUGCAUUGCUUAUCACUAUAAAUGGUAUUGCAGCGGGGAUGAGGAACACAGGUUAAACAAGGCCUCUCUCAAGCUCUUGGAUAUACAACUAGUCAACUAAAACACUUUCGCCUUUUUCGUAUUUUGUUUGUAUCUGAAAGAGGCUGUUAUUUGAUGGCAGAAUUAAAUAGGCAUCAUAUCUGUAUUUGUGAUUAGCUUUUGCUGAAUUUACACUGAAUUUGGUCACUUUAUUGGUGAAAGGUGUUAUUAUCUCUUGCAAUGGGUUUACUCUGGAUUAUGCUA
This is a messenger RNA of Quercus lobata, 3555 nucleotides long. RefSeq names its product phosphoenolpyruvate carboxylase 4 (gene PPC4). The transcript has 18 exons. Gene Ontology annotation, cellular component: cytosol. The record is from RefSeq and is a predicted model, not a curated record. Gene Ontology annotation, biological process: tricarboxylic acid cycle; carbon fixation. NCBI's taxonomy places the organism in Eukaryota, Viridiplantae, Streptophyta, Magnoliopsida, Fagales, Fagaceae. The coding region runs from base 150 to 3329 and encodes 1059 amino acids. Gene Ontology annotation, molecular function: phosphoenolpyruvate carboxylase activity.